AUGGCUGUCAUUGACGAGGCCCCAGCCGAUACACCUGCGAAUAAGGUUGCCGUCACUACCACACCCUACAACCCCGUGGUCGCCGAGUAA
Messenger RNA from Penicillium arizonense, 90 nucleotides. RefSeq lists its product as uncharacterized. Lineage: Eukaryota; Fungi; Ascomycota; Eurotiomycetes; Eurotiales; Aspergillaceae. The transcript is spliced from 2 exons. The record is from RefSeq and is a predicted model, not a curated record. The coding region runs from base 1 to 90 and encodes 29 amino acids.